UUUUUUUACUGAGCUACCACAGUCAAGACUAAGUGAAACACAGAAGUAAAUAUCCUCUUGUGGUUGGCUCCAGCCCAACAACAUCCAGCUUUUUCCUAAAAAACUAAAUCAGAAAUCGUGCUCAGUGCGCUCCGCCUGAGGAGGAGAGAGGAUGCUGAACAACAUGACUGAUGGCGAGGAGGGAGAGGGGGGACCCGACAGACAGGGCGAUGGACUCCCCAAAGAAAGCAGUCCUUUCAUCAACAGCAGCGCAGCCAGCAAUGUGGAUAAGAGCCAGCAGUAUGACGGCAAGACUAUGGCUCUGUUUGAGGAGGAGAUGGAUACCAGUCCAAUGGUCUCCUCUCUGCUCAGCAGUCUUGCCAACUAUUCAAACCUGCCCACGGGCAGCAAAGAGCAUGAAGAGGCAGAGAACAACGAGGAGGGGGCUCGUCCGACUAAAAAACCUAUCAAGGCCCCACAGCUGGGUACUCUGAUGGGCGUGUACUUGCCGUGUAUCCAGAACAUUUUUGGGGUGAUCCUCUUCCUGCGGAUGACCUGGAUGGUCGGGGUUGGAGGCGUCUUUGGCUCCUUUAUAAUUGUCUUCAUGUGUUGCUCCACAACGAUGCUCACAGCCAUCUCCAUGAGUGCCAUUGCAACAAACGGAGUCGUACCAGCUGGAGGUUCAUAUUACAUGAUUUCUCGCUCUUUGGGGCCUGAGUUUGGAGGAGCUGUCGGGAUCUGCUUCUACUUAGGCACCACUUUUGCAGGUGCCAUGUACAUUCUUGGCUGUAUUGAAAUUCUGCUGAUUUAUAUAAUUCCUCAGGCAGCCAUCUUUAAAAUUGAGGGCCUGGAGGGGCCGGAGGCAGAGGAGGCUCUCCUCAACAACAUGCGGGUGUACGGCACCAUCGUGCUGAGCUUCAUGUCACUAGUAGUGUUUGUGGGGGUCAAAUAUGUGAACAAGCUAGCACUCGUCUUUCUGGCUUGUGUCAUCCUCUCAAUUGUGGCUGUUUAUGCCGGUGUCAUCAAGACCGCCAUUGACCCUCCUGUCUUCCCCGUUUGCCUCCUGGGAAAUCGAACUGUCAUGUCUAAAGGAUAUGACAUCUGUGCAAAAGUGAUAGAUAUAGACAAUGAAACUGUCACCACCAAACUGUGGAGGACCUUCUGUGAUUCUGACAGCCUCAAUGCCACGUGUGACGAAUACUUUAACAACAACAACGUGACAGAGAUACAGGGCAUCCCAGGGGUCACCAGUGGCAUCCUGGCAGAAAACCUGUUUGGUAACUACCUGGAAAAAGGGAUGUUCCUGGAGAAGCGUGGGAUUGUAUCAGAAGAAGAUCCAGACAGUCCUCCAGCCGGCUCCAACCGUUACGUCCUGGCUGACAUUACCAGCUUCUUCACCCUGCUGGUCGGGAUAUACUUCCCAUCUGUCACAGGUAUCAUGGCGGGCUCCAACCGCUCCGGAGACCUACGUGAUGCUCAAAAGUCCAUCCCCAUUGGCACUAUCGCAGCGAUCACCACCACCUCCAUUGUGUACAUGUCCAGUGUGAUCCUGUUUGGUGCCUGUAUAGAAGGAGUAGUCCUAAGGGACAAGUUUGGUGAAGGGGUCAAUGGUAACCUGGUGAUUGGGACUCUGGCAUGGCCGUCUCCCUGGGUUAUUGUGUUUGGCUCCUUCUUUUCCACAUGUGGAGCGGGACUCCAGAGUCUCACUGGAGCUCCACGCCUCCUGCAGGCUAUCUCUCGGGACGGCAUAAUUCCAUUUCUCAGAGUGUUUGGGCACGGCAAGGCCAACGGGGAGCCCACCUGGGCCCUGCUGCUAACAGGUAGCAUCUGUGAGAUCGGCAUCCUCAUCGCCUCCCUGGACGCAGUGGCACCAAUACUCUCUAUGUUCUUCUUGAUGUGCUACAUGUUUGUCAACCUUGCCUGUGCCCUGCAGACUUUGCUAAGGACCCCAAACUGGAGGCCGCGCUUUAAAUUCUACCACUGGGCUCUGUCUUUCUUGGGAAUGAGCUUGUGCCUGUCGCUUAUGUUCAUCUGUUCCUGGUAUUACGCCAUGGUUGCUAUGGGCAUCGCCACCUGCAUCUACAAAUACAUUGAGUUCUGCGGAGCGGAGAAGGAGUGGGGUGAUGGGAUACGUGGCAUCUCUCUCAGUGCUGCACGCUUCGCCCUCAUGAGGCUGGAGGAAGGACCGCCACACACCAAGAACUGGAGGCCUCAGAUCCUGGUCCUGGUUAGCGUGGAUGCUGAGCAGAACAUAGAGCAGCCUCGUCUGCUCUCUCUGACAAAUCAGCUAAAAGCAGGAAAGGGUCUGACCAUUGUUGGCACUUCAGUUCAGGGAACCUUCCUCAACAACUUCACUGAGGCCCAGAGGGCAGAUCAGUCACUGCGUAAGUUGAUGGAGACGGAGAAGGUGAAGGGUUUCUCUCAGGUGGUCAUCUCCUCCAAUCUGAGAGAUGGGACGUCCCAUCUGAUUCAAGUUGGUGGAUUGGGAGGUCUGAAGCACAACACGGUGAUGGUCAGCUGGCCCCGAAACUGGAAACAGCCAGAAUGCCACGAGCAGUUCAGGAACUUUAUUGAGGUGGUUAGAGAGACAACUGUUGCCAGUAUGGCUUUGUUGGUUCCUAAGAAUAUCGCCAGCUACCCGUCCAAUGGAGAGCGCUUCACUGAAGGCCACAUAGAUGUGUGGUGGAUUGUCCAUGACGGAGGCAUGUUGAUGCUCCUGCCCUUCCUGCUGAGACAGCAUAAGGUGUGGAGGAAGUGCAAGAUGCGCAUUUUCACUGUGGCUCAGAUGGAUGACAAUAGUAUUCAGAUGAAGAAAGACCUCAUCACCUUCCUCUAUCACCUGCGCAUCGAUGCUGUGGUGGAAGUGGUGGAGAUGCAUGACGGUGACAUCUCGGCCUACACCUAUGAGAAGACAUUGGUAAUGGAACAACGCUCACAGAUCCUCAAACAGAUGCAUUUGACCAAGAAUGAGAAGGAGAGAGAGAUCCAGAGCAUUACGGAUAUAUCCCGUGGUUCCAUUCGGCGCAAAAACCCAUCAGCAUUGCGCUCGCAGCCCAGCGCUGAUGAAGGAGCCAGCGUUGCAGAACAAACAGAAGAUCAGGUAACGUUUGGGUGGUAUAACCUGUUUAUUUACAGUAACCGUUUACCUCGUUCCCUGCACAUCUGGUGUCUCUCUGUGCUCCGGCUUGGGUCGACUAGUGUUUAUUCUAUGACUUCCUUACGGCCACUGACUUUCUCCUACACUGACAGAUGUCUCCUUUCUCUCUUUCACUGUCGCGUCACGGUGUCCGUCUCUCAGUCUGUGGCUGUCUCCAACCCAAAACAGGUGCAGCUAAUCCACAGUAAGAACCCCUCAACACCAGCCAGCCCCACAAGCCCCACGUCUCCGACUGCGCCUGCAGGAGGCCCCACAAUCUGGACUGACAACAAGGGGGCAGAGAAGGGGAGGAGCCCUUCAGAAGGAAAUCAGGAGGUUGCAAAAGACCUCUUCAACAUGAAGCCGGAAUGGGAGAACUUGAGCCAGGUUGACGUGAGGCGCAUGCACACGGCAAUGCGGCUCAAUGAGGUCAUCAUGAAGAAGUCAAAGGAGGCAAAACUCGUCCUGCUCAACAUGCCUGGACCACCAAAGAACCGAGUCGGCAAUGAAAACUACAUGGAGUUCCUCGAAGUGCUCACCGAAGGUCUCAAUCGGGUCUUACUUGUGCGUGGAGGUGGACGGGAGGUUAUCACCAUUUACUCUUGAAUGACUUUAAGGUCUUUUAAGGGCACGCACACCUUCUCUGGACUCUGUCCCCUCCCGCUAUUGUUUCAGGAAAUGACUCCCACACCCUCAUAUAUCUCAUCAUCUCUUCAUUUAAUGCAAGGGUUGGUAAUCUUGAAAAGCUAGUUAGUGUACACUUGUUUGAUUCAAAGAGUAUAGCUGAAAAUUCCCAGCUUAGUGUUGCCAACUAUUUUCGAGUGAAACAAGCUAGCAUCACUUGCUUAUAAACUGGAACUGUUUGUACUCAACUUUUUAUCUGAUAACAGCAGAUGAGUUUAUAUUAAGUUCUGACUCAAAAAGACUCCAAAAGAUGUAUUUAUUCGCCGAAAAUGGAAGGUUUUCUUUCCCUUUUCUGACAUUUACUUCAACUUUCUCUCCUGUUGCUUUCAUUCUUGGUCAUUUGUUAAAGAGAAGAGUUUUUUUUUUCUUUUACUGUUAUUUAUUGAUGUAUUUAUUAUUAUAUAUUUAUGUAUUUAUUCAUUUAUGUCUGUCCUUGUCUGUUUUUGUCUUUCAAUGUAUGGUUGGAACUGGAAGUAUUAAUACAAGAUACUUUCAUAUUUAUUAAUAGGAGUAUUAAAAAGCAGAUCUGUAGGAUCUAUAUGUUAAUAUGUACAAAAUCCCCAAAACAAACUACCUGGAUGAAAUAUACUUACCAAUUGUUUGAACUAACCUUUGUUCAAAGUGUAUAAUGGAAAUAUGUUUGAUACCAGUUUUGAAGUUAAGUCUCACAGUUAAAAAGAAAUACCUAAA
Messenger RNA from Eleginops maclovinus (Patagonian blennie), 4489 nucleotides. RefSeq names its product solute carrier family 12 member 5-like. NCBI's taxonomy places the organism in Eukaryota, Metazoa, Chordata, Actinopteri, Perciformes, Eleginopidae. Bases 152 to 3721 code for a protein of 1189 amino acids. The transcript is spliced from 25 exons. Gene Ontology annotation, cellular component: plasma membrane. Gene Ontology annotation, molecular function: potassium:chloride symporter activity. Gene Ontology annotation, biological process: chloride transmembrane transport; potassium ion homeostasis; cell volume homeostasis. The record is from RefSeq and is a predicted model, not a curated record.